AUUCAACUUCAUCUUUUUAUACUUUCACACCUGUAUCACAUCUUGAUAACAUGCGAGUGUUACCUAGAUUUCAGUAUAGGAUUGUGUCAAUGGCAAUUUGAAAAUUUGUAAGUCUCGUUACCUAAAAUCGAGGUGUGCAGUGUUGAUUUUGGCUACUCAGGCACAUAACCUCGAAUAUUUUCUCAGCGUGUUUCGUGAAAAAUCACAGUGAAUACAUAGAGUAAAGUGAAUGAUGGAACACAAAGAAGAUACAGUUAGGGUGAAGAAAGAGACCAACAAUACUUGGUCCGAUGCAGGUCACAAUAACGUUUUCGAUUCAUGGAAUUCUUGCGAAGAAAAAAAAUUUGAGACAUUCACGUUUUGCGAAUCAUCAGCAAAUCAAAUGAACGAGGCUAUGGAGUUUCAGGCGCCGUUAGAUGAAAGACGAUUAGUAGAAUUGGAGUGCAAAGAUGUGAAACCUGAACUUCCGGCUCUACAGACAAUCAUCUGCAAAUCGGAGCAUCAAAGUUUUAUACCAAUUGUGAAAAUAGAAAACGAAAAUCAGUGUAACGACACGAAUGAAAAAAUAUUCAUUGAUUUUGAGUGCAGAGAUGUGAAACCUGAACUGAAGUAUUUUUCAACAACUAUCGGAAAAAUUGAGAAUUGCGAGCAAUAUAAGGAUUUGGAAAUAUUUAAAAAAAUAUCUAAAACUAAAUUAUCUAAUGAGUGUAAAACGUGUCGAAAAACUUAUAAACAAAAAGUUAGUCUCAAAAGACAUGUCAAUGCAAAACACAACAGUAUUAGACCACAUCAAUGUGAGGUUUGUCAGAAGUCAUUUGGACAAAAAAGUCACCUUAAAACUCACGUAAAUGCAAUACAUAUUGGUAUCAAACCCUUUGAAUGUGAGAUUUGUCUCAAAUCAUUUUCAGACCAGAGUAAUCUCAAUAAACACUUAGGUACAAUACAUGAUCGUAGAAAACCCUACGAAUGUGUGAUUUGUCACAAAUCAUUUGGACAAAAAAGUCACAUCAAUAAACACAUAACAACAGUACAUGAUCGUAGCAAACCGUUUGAAUGUGAAAUUUGCCGCAAGUCAUUUGGACAAAGAAGUAAUCUCAUAGCUCACAUAAAUCUAGUACAUAAUCGGAGCAAACCUUUCGAAUGUGAAAUUUGUCAGAAAUCAUUUGGAUACCAGAGUGUACUCAAAGCUCACAUAAAUUCAAAUGACAGUACACGAUCAUAUCAAACAAUUUGA
Molecule: messenger RNA, 1234 nt
Organism: Trichogramma pretiosum
Lineage: Eukaryota; Metazoa; Arthropoda; Insecta; Hymenoptera; Trichogrammatidae
Product: zinc finger protein 583-like
Exons: 4
Coding region: 230-1234 (334 amino acids)
Biological process (GO): regulation of transcription by RNA polymerase II
Cellular component (GO): nucleus
Molecular function (GO): DNA-binding transcription factor activity, RNA polymerase II-specific; RNA polymerase II cis-regulatory region sequence-specific DNA binding
Source: RefSeq, a predicted model, not a curated record